Molecule: messenger RNA, 1218 nt
Organism: Aureobasidium musti
Lineage: Eukaryota; Fungi; Ascomycota; Dothideomycetes; Dothideales; Saccotheciaceae
Source: the annotation of a GenBank genome assembly
AUGCUUGGCCGCACAGUCGGCGCGCUCGCCGCCAUCUCGCUGGGCGCAAACGCCAUUCUUCUUCCGCCUGGUAUCAGCAAAAUCUCUGACUCGCGUGCUGGUGCUGUGGGACUCGCUCUCGACCCCAAAUCUCAGGCCGUCAAGGUCCACUGUUCUGGAUGCGCGUUCCCCUCGCCUCAGCAGGAAUCGGUUCAGGAGAAGGGAGAUGAUGACAUUGUCUGGAUUCAAGGCGGCUCAAAGGACGUUUUGUUCAACUUCACCAUUGAUGGCAACGACAAGGACCUCCUCUUGAACGGCGUCAAGGUCUAUCCUGUUGAUGGCACAUUCACAUUCAAAGAACCUACUGUUGGCCAGAUCCACUCAUCAGCUUCCCUGGCUGACAUCAAGAACAACCCCGAGCAAAUCACCCCGCUCCGUGUCUCAUCGGCUGGCAUGCGCGUUCACGAGGAGACCAUCUCUGCUGUCAACGAUGUGCUUGUUAGCAUCGACUACCAGGUCGGCGAGCUAGAGUCGCAGCCCAUGGCCCUUGACGCUGUUGACCUCAAGCUUCUCAAGGGCGCCGACGGUUCGCUGAUGAUCAUCUCGGUCGAUGCCGCUCCUUCGAAGCAUGUAUUCGAUGUCACUCCUCUAUCUGGUAGGCCAUCCAAGGAGUGUGGUAUGCUUCCUGCUGCUCUCUGCAAAUGGAAGUCUGCUGUCGAAGACAAGAUUUCCGACUUCAAGCCCAGCAUGCCCCACGCCUUUGGUGGCUGUGGCGGUCGUAANGCCCCUCACAAGCUGCCAGGCCACAUCAAACCUCACUUCGAGAUGCAUCCUGAUGUCGAUGCCCGUCCUGAUCGUCACCAUCCUCAUGGUCCUGGUGCUCAUCCUCGUCCCCACCACGGCCCUCACGGCCCUCACCAUCGCCCUCAUCACCACAGACACCACCACUUCCUCCCUGCCUUUGUUCACGCAUUUGUUGCAGUCUUGAUUCCUGUCAUGGCUGGUGUGACUAUGGGCAUGGUUGUCAGCCUGAUUGGCAUGCUCGUUGGUCGUUUGAUCUCAUUUUUGUGGAUCAAGUUUGGCCGCGGAGGUCAGCGUGGCUAUGCUAGUGUCGCUCAAUCCGACCAAGACACCGAGAGCGCCGAGAAGGGCGUCGUCGUUGUCGAGAACGAUGUUGAUGAGGAGCCUCUCCCAAAGUAUGAGGAUGCUCCAGCCUACGACGAGAAGGCUCACGAGUAG